Messenger RNA from Polyodon spathula (Mississippi paddlefish), 1456 nucleotides. RefSeq names its product UDP-GlcNAc:betaGal beta-1,3-N-acetylglucosaminyltransferase 7-like. The record is from RefSeq and is a predicted model, not a curated record. The coding region runs from base 199 to 1407 and encodes 402 amino acids. Gene Ontology annotation, cellular component: membrane. Gene Ontology annotation, molecular function: hexosyltransferase activity. The transcript has 2 exons. NCBI's taxonomy places the organism in Eukaryota, Metazoa, Chordata, Actinopteri, Acipenseriformes, Polyodontidae.
AGCGGUGCGUUGAUCAGAGGGCGGUGUGCGCACUUCAGUGGAGAGAUACACACUUUGGCAACGCAUUUGAUUCUAGGAGCUCAAGCAGCGCGCAACGGGGUCGCUUCCGAAGCAGUCAGAGAUUCGAGUCCGUCCGAAAGAUCGCCGUUUCAUUUUCGUAACUGUAUUAUAUUUCCAAUACAGUAUCGUUUAAAAAAAAUGUUGAGCACCAGAGAACGAUGGAAUAUCUGCAAAAGUGUGUGCGUGAUGUCUUUCAUCAUCGUGGCGACUCUGACCAUCGCGCAAAGGGGCACCACCACCAGCGGAGACCAUCUUCCAAUGCAGCUUUCACAGGGAGAGCUCAAAACCCAGAAGCGAAACGCCCUCCCCGGGGGGCACAACUUCUGGAAACAAAAGAAACACGAGGCUACCACCGAAGAAGCCACAGUGACCUACGACAGACCCCAGAGCCGAACUUGGGAUGUGACCACCACCAACUGCACUGCCAACUUGAACUUCACCCACAUGGAGUGGUUUGGUGGCCUGGAGUCUAAUUUUAAGCAGUUUCUCUUCUACAGACACUGCAGAUAUUUCCCCAUGGUCAUCAACCACCCCGAGAAGUGCAGUGGAGACGUCUACCUCUUGAUUGUCAUCAAGUCCAUCAUAACGCAGCACGACCGCAGGGAGGUCAUCAGGAAGACCUGGGGCAAGGAGAUGGAGGUCAACGGCAAUAAGGUCAAGACCUUGUUCCUCCUGGGGGCCGCCUCCAAGGAGGGUGAGCAAGCCAAUCACCAGAAGCUCCUGGAGUAUGAAGACUACAUCUACGGCGACAUCCUGCAAUGGGACUUCAUGGAUAGCUUCUUCAAUCUCACUCUGAAAGAGGUCCACUUCUUGAAAUGGUUUUCCACCUACUGCGAAAACGUGCAGUACAUAUUCAAAGGCGAUGACGACGUUUUCGUCAACACAGAGAACAUCAUGGAGUUUCUGGAUGGUAGCAAGGUUACAAAUCUGUUUGUUGGGGACGUGCUGUACAGGGCAAAACCCAUUAGAAAGAAGGACAAUAAAUAUUACAUCCCCCAUGCCCUGUAUAAUAAAACACACUACCCACCCUAUGCUGGGGGAGGGGGAUUUCUGAUGGGCGGGCAUGUGGCUAGAAAAUUAUAUGGAGCUUCGGAAACCUUGGAUCUCUAUCCCAUUGAUGACGUCUUCCUUGGAAUGUGUCUGGAAGUUCUGCAUGUGACUCCUGUCAAGCACGACGGCUUCAAAACCUUUGGGAUUGUGAAGAACAAGAACAGCAAAAUGAACAGAGAACCUUGCUUUUUCAAAAGCUUAAUAGUGAUCCACAAGCUGCUCCCUCCAGAACUCAUGCACAUGUGGAGUCUGGUCAAGAGAAACCUUGUUUGCUCACGGAAAAUAGAGGUUUUAUAGCCGUCUGGAUGCUUUACAAGCAGCAGGAGUCUAGGGGACUGACUGCACU